AUGGUCAGCGGUAAAAGGGACCUCAAGGGCAAAGCCCCCACGAGGCGCGUGUCUAUCGCUCCGGAAGAGGAUGACAGCUCGCCUCCGUCGCCGUCUCCUGGCCCCAGCACCUUCAGUCGCAAAUCCGCCCAAGGAAGUUCGGCAACCUCGCACGUCUCCUUUGCUUCACAGUCUCGGUCGCAUCCAGAGUGCAACUGCAAUCAUACCGCCACAUCAUCGUCUUCUACUUCGGCGCCUGCCUCGGUACCCGCUUCCGCACCCGCCACCACCACUGCAGCACAGAUCCCCGCAAGCUGCUUCAGCGUCCUCCCGAAUCCAGUUUCUCAACCGUAUGCCAGUUACUGGGGCCUAGCUGGGCAUACUCAAGCGACCUAUGGCGUGCCGUUUGCGGCGACAGUGAACCCGUUCGGAACGGGGUUACAGCAACCUCCGUCUGCCCCUGCGCGUGUUAACCCACCGGACGAGUUGGGACCUCCCCCUCGGCCCCCGCCGCCUCCUGCGAUCCCGCCGGUCAUCAAUCCCUUGGGCGUCCACUUCCAGCCGCAGGUUCCCAGCACUGAGAUGGGUCCUAUGAUCCAUCGCUACGUGCCUCGCCAAGAUCCUGUUGGCGCGGCGCCAGGAAUGCUGUACACCGGCCAACAGAUGGCCGGUUCCAUGGUAAAUGGUGUUGUCACGCCCAUGCAGGGGCUUCCACCGGGCGUUGUUCAAACUACAGCACCGAUCAACCCCGUCAUAGUGCAACAGCCGGGCGUUGCUCAAGUUAUGAUUCAGAAUCAUGCUAUGAGAGGCGGUCCGAAGCUGAUACUCCCAGGCCCAAUUCAGGCCGUACAGGUGAAUGGGAACCCGCCUCAGAUUGCUGGCUUGCAGGCCCAUCCGCCCGUCCAUGUCGAGCCUGCUCUGGGCGUUGGCUUGACUCCCACCGAAACGAUGGCGCAAAACAUUCGAAUAGCACAGAAUAACAAAGGGUACGAGCCUCAGGACUUCAAGCCCGCUGAUCCGGACCCGUACCGUAUGUACUGGUUUCGCGAGCUGAACGGCCAUUGGGCGGUCUUUCCCCGCCGCCAGAUCGAUCGCCUCGACGCACGCUGGUACCGCACAGACGACGGCGUCUUUUAUGCCGUUCGCCUCUCCGAAUAG
This is a messenger RNA of Thermothelomyces thermophilus ATCC 42464, 1137 nucleotides long. RefSeq lists its product as uncharacterized. The transcript has 3 exons. The record is from RefSeq and is a predicted model, not a curated record. Bases 1 to 1137 code for a protein of 378 amino acids. Lineage: Eukaryota; Fungi; Ascomycota; Sordariomycetes; Sordariales; Chaetomiaceae.